Molecule: messenger RNA, 869 nt
Organism: Python bivittatus (Burmese python)
Lineage: Eukaryota; Metazoa; Chordata; Lepidosauria; Squamata; Pythonidae
Source: RefSeq, a predicted model, not a curated record
CGGAUCAAGCACCCCCGUUACCGCGUUUACCGCCUGGUCGAGGACCUCAAGCACAGCCCCAAAGAGCCCCUGGAGCUCAUCCUCACCGAGCCGGUGGAAGACGUGGGGAACCGCGGCGAGACCGUCUCCGUCCACCGAUCCUUUGGCCGCAACCAUCUCCUCUUCAAAAACAGGGCUGUUUACGCCUCUCCGGAAAACAAGAAGCUUUUCGAGGAGGAAAACCGAUUACGUCAAGAAGGGAAGCUGCCGAAAUUGCAAAGCCACAGCGGCAUGAAGACGAUCCGGUUCCUGAGGAAUUGCACCCUCGAGAUCGGCGUGAACGAGUGUGACCGGUGGGAGCUGACUAAAGAAAUUGUCAGCCGCCAUUUCUUCCGAAAUCUGGGGGUUGUGGUACCCCCCCACGCGCUGACUCUCCCGGAAGAACCCAUCACCAAAUUGGGCAGUUACUGGUGCGAAGUCACGGUGAACGGGCUCGACACCGUCCGCGUCCCCCUCUCGAUGCAGCAGUUCGCCGAACCGAAACCGAGCAGCUAUCGGCUCUGGCUCGCCCAGAAGGAGCCAGACCCCGACAGUGCAGUGGAAAGUCCGUGACGUCCCCGCACAGAAGAGGCUGGGAAGCGUCCGUUCUCUCUGUGGCUCUAAACACGGAGCCCGUCGUCAGCCAAGAUUUUUCUCUCCGAAAGCUCCUCCUGGGGGCUCCUUGAGCUGGGAAUGGUGGGUGAAGCAAGCGCUUUUCUUGGCUCUUAAAGCCUCAGGCAGGCGGUCUCUUGGGAAGAGGUGGUCCUGCUGGGGAGUUUCUGCCAACCGCUCUCCCCAGAAGUGGGAAGAGGCUGGAGUAUCCCGUCAAUAAAAACACACCUCUGUCGAUA